Messenger RNA from Ornithorhynchus anatinus (platypus), 3336 nucleotides. RefSeq names its product checkpoint kinase 1 (gene CHEK1). The record is from RefSeq and is a predicted model, not a curated record. The transcript has 13 exons. Gene Ontology annotation, biological process: mitotic G2 DNA damage checkpoint signaling; protein phosphorylation. Gene Ontology annotation, molecular function: ATP binding; protein serine/threonine kinase activity. Gene Ontology annotation, cellular component: nucleus; site of double-strand break; cytoplasm. The coding region runs from base 99 to 1529 and encodes 476 amino acids. Lineage: Eukaryota; Metazoa; Chordata; Mammalia; Monotremata; Ornithorhynchidae.
AAGCCAGCGGGCGGGUUUGGGCGGGAAAGAGGUCGGUGCAGGGCGCCCAGGAGGAGGAGGAAGAGGAGGCCUGGGCCUGACCGGGUACUGCAGAGGGCAUGGCGGUGCCCUUCGUGGAAGACUGGGACCUGGUCCAGACGCUAGGGGAAGGGGCCUAUGGAGAAGUCCAGCUGGCAGUGAACAGGCGGACGGAAGAAGCGGUCGCCGUCAAGAUCGUGGACAUGAAGCGGGCCGCGGACUGUCCCGAAAACAUCAAGAAAGAGAUCUGCAUCAAUAAAAUGCUGAACCACGAGAACAUAGUGAAAUUCUACGGGCACCGGCGGGAGGGCAACAUCCAGUACCUGUUCCUGGAGUACUGCAGCGGGGGAGAGCUCUUUGACCGCAUAGAACCCGAUGUGGGGAUGCCUGAACCUGAGGCCCAAAAGUUCUUCCACCAGCUUAUGGCCGGCGUGGUGUACCUGCAUGGCAUCGGGAUCACCCACCGGGAUAUUAAGCCAGAAAACCUUCUGCUCGACGAGAGAGAUAACCUCAAGAUCUCGGACUUCGGCCUGGCCACGGUGUUUCGGCACAACAACCGCGAGCGCCUGCUGAACAAGAUGUGCGGGACGCUGCCCUACGUGGCCCCGGAGCUGCUGAAGCGCAAGGAGUUCCGGGCCGAGCCGGUGGACGUCUGGUCGUGCGGCAUCGUCUUGACCGCCAUGCUGGCUGGAGAGCUGCCGUGGGAUCAACCUAGCGACAGUUGCCAGGAAUAUUGUGACUGGAAGGAAAAGAAAACCUACCUCCCACCUUGGAAAAAGAUUGAUUCCGCCCCGUUAGCCCUGCUGCAUAAAAUCCUGACCGAGAGCCCGACGGCACGGCUCACCAUCCCAGACAUUAAGAAAGACCGAUGGUACACGAAACCCCUGAAAAAAGUUGCGAAAAGGAGCCGGGCCUCUUCGGGCGGCCUGGCGGACUCCCCCGGGGGCUUUGGCAAGCACAUUCGCUCCAGCUUGGACUUCUCCCCCGUGAGCAGCGCCCUCAGCGAAGAUAAAGUGAAGUAUUCCAGCUCCCAGCCCGAGCCUCGCACGGGGCUCUCCCUCGGCGACUCCGGCCCCGCUGACAUCGACAAGUUGGUUCAAGGCAUCAGCUUCUCGCAGCCGGCCUGCCCGGACCACAUGCUGCUGAACAGCCAGCUCCUUGCCACCCCGGGCUCCUCCCAGAACCCUUGGCAGCGGCUGGUUAAGAGAAUGACCCGGUUCUUCACGAAGCUGGACGCCGACAGGUCCUACCACUGCCUGAAGGAGACUUGCGAGAAGCUGGGCUACCAGUGGAAGAAGAGCUGUGUGAACCAGGUCACGGUGUCGACGACGGACCGGAGAAACAACAAGCUGAUUUUCAAGGUGAACCUGGUGGAGAUGGGCGAGAAGAUCCUGGUGGAUUUCCGGCUGUCCAAGGGUGACGGGUUAGAAUUCAAGAGGCACUUCCUGAAGAUUAAAGGGAAGCUGAGUGACGUGGUGAGCAGCCAGAAGCUCUGGCUUCCUGCCACUUGAACCCCCGGCCCCAGGGUCGGCCACCGAAUCCAGCGCUGCUACGUUGCCGCUAUCUGCCCCGAGAAGGUCACGCCAAUUGUCACACCUGGGGCCGGAAGCCCCAGGUCCCGAGGGGUUCCCCCGACCCGUGACCUCUUCCCUCUCCUGCCCCCUCACCCCCUCAUCCCCCCACCCCCACCCCGUGCUCACACACACACUCCGUUUCUCCAAACCACGUUCCUCUCUCCCGGCCCUUUUCAUCCCCGUCGAAGCAGUACAGAAGCUGUGGAAAGGGGAUGCCCCGUAGGCUGAAAACUCCCCACCCCUGGCGCAUCCAAGAUGUUGAGUGACCAGGGUGGGCCAUGGUGGCCCCGAGUCGGUCGAUUCACCUCCGCGGGUAAUUUGGGUUGGGUUAUGCCUAGCAAAGUGUAUAUGUCUGUGUCCGCGUCCAUCUGUCUCUCUCUACACCCAAGUGCCUCUCUGGGUUUUUCCACCAGCUCCUUCCGCCCUCUGGAUUCGGCCUAGUUUGAGGAAAUGAACUGUGUUUCUCCAUGUGGAGUUUCUUUGGCUGUUCCUGGGCCUUUCCUGGGAGAGGUUGAGCCCCGGCCCCGUGCCUGCCGGCUUCUCUUCCUCUGAACCCACUACACUGUACGGACCCUUGGUAUUUGCACAUCGUGGUUAAGAGCGAGUGCGUGUGGUGUGUGUGCGUACGGAGCGUGUGCCGUGUGUGUUCGUUUGUAUCCUCUUUUCGUUUUGUUUGUUCCCCCAUUUCACACUGAGUUUUAUCUGCCACUACAGUAGUCAGAAAAAAAAAUUCUGCUUAGAAUCCACAUCGUUCCCAAGCCACGACCAGGACAGGUGGAGGCAGAGCGGGCAGGAGAGAGAGGGAGGGAGGGAGGGAGAGAGCAAGGGCUGGGCCUUGGUUCCCUGACCCUCUCUCUCACCAGAGAGGGUGGGUGGAUGGAUGGAUGGUAUCCAUGCUCUGGGAAUGUGCCCAUUUUCGAUGGGGACCGCCUCCCUCCCUCCCUCCCUUUCUCCCUUCUGCCUGACCAGCUCAUCGGCAGAGAUGGAUACACCCCUUGGGGAGAUUAAUAAAGGACUUGUUCAUUUCACUCAUCCGAGCUGGGCGUGCUGCUGGGGUCUGGGGUUUAGUCCCCCCACCCAGAUCCCCCAGGACCCCCGCGGUGUUGGCCGUGACCUGGGACCCGCCGUUCCUCCGCCGCAGAAGGACGGGCCCGGCUUCCGACAGCCCCGGGGUAAGCGGCGGGACGAGGGGAUUCUGGUGUUGGUUCACCCCACUUCCGUGCGGUCGCUCCUCUGCUCACAUGUGCGUCCCACACCCUCACCCUGAACAGACGCCCUCUCGCUCCAUCCCGCAAAACAGCACUCCUCUCCUGUCGCAAACACACCCCGCACCUCACUGCCCCAACGAAGGCCGAGACGCCAGCCCCUUUCCACCCACUCCUCCAGAGACGCCUUCUUGCCUGGGAGAUGAGAGGGAAGGAGCAGUUGCCGAUGCUCUGGGCAGGAACAGCCCCGAGGGUCCAGCCAGGAUAUCUGAUGUCCUAGUGGCCCCCGCCCCCUUUCAACGGGACCUUCCGUCCCCUCUCCCCGCUCGUGAGUUGCGGUCUCGGAUGAUGCCAAGAUGGAGUCUGUCUUGCCGCUCGUGUCCCGGCCCUUAGUCUCUUUCCCUUCUCGUCCCAGUCCUCACUGACACAAGACCAUUCUGUUCAUAAAGAUCCACAGUCACAACCUCUAUUCCCACCUCUGUGUCACCUGAAGUCUCGGUGCCUCACCCUUCCCCGACAGUAAAUUCUUCCCAAAGUAA